Molecule: messenger RNA, 2185 nt
Organism: Odocoileus virginianus texanus
Lineage: Eukaryota; Metazoa; Chordata; Mammalia; Artiodactyla; Cervidae
Gene: SLC66A2
Product: solute carrier family 66 member 2
Biological process (GO): retrograde transport, endosome to Golgi; phospholipid translocation
Cellular component (GO): endosome; trans-Golgi network
Source: RefSeq, a predicted model, not a curated record
UGCGGAGGAUGGUCCCGGGCGGCGGCGGCACGUGGGGGUGACAGCGCGCGCCGGGAGCGCGGAGGGCGAGCGGGCCGGGUGGACGUCAGUCAUCCGCCGGGCCGCCGGGCGAGCGGGAUGGAAGCGGAAGGCUUGGGUUGGCUUCUGGUCCCGCUGCACCAGCUGGUUUCCUGGGGCGCAGCCGGGGCCAUGGUCUUCGGAGGCGUGGUGCCAUACAUCCCGCAGUACCGGGACAUCCGGCGGACUCAGAACGCCGAGGGCUUCUCCACCUACGUGUGUCUGGUGCUCCUGGUGGCCAAUAUCUUACGGAUACUCUUCUGGUUCGGGAGGCGCUUUGAGUCGCCACUGCUCUGGCAGAGUGUCGUCAUGAUCCUGACCAUGCUGCUUAUGCUGAAGCUCUGUACCGAGGUCCGCGUGGCCAACGAGCUGAACCUGAAACGCCGGGUCUUUUCAGACUUCGACCCGCACUACUUCUGGCACUGGAGCAGCUUUGCGGACUAUGUGCAGUGUGUCCUGGCCUUCACUGGCGUGGCGGGCUACAUCACCUACCUGUCCAUUGACUCGGCCCUUUUUGUGGAGACCCUGGGCUUCCUGGCCGUGCUGACCGAGGCCAUGCUGGGUGUGCCGCAGCUCUACCGCAACCACCGCCACCAGUCCACGGAGGGCAUGAGCAUCAAGAUGGUCUUCAUGUGGACGAGUGGAGACACCUUCAAGACGGCCUACUUCCUGCUGAACGGGGCGCCCCUGCAGUUCUCGGUGUGUGGGCUGCUGCAGGUGCUGGUGGACCUGGCCAUCCUGGGGCAGGCCUACGUGUUCACCCGCCACCCACUGAAGCCAGCCCCCCACGCGGCCCACCCCACCAGCGCAAAGGCUCUCUGAGGCAGCCGGGAGGAUGAGCACGCGGGACCGAAGCUUCUGGCCCGACCACCUGUGCUCCACGUGGGCAGCGGAGGCCACAGCCCCGAGAUGGGUCUGGCUGUGGGGGACUCGCCUGGCCUCCAGCUCUUGGGCAUGGCAGGGUCUGGGGGCCAACGGCUGCACUCUGUCGCCCAGGACUCCACCAGCGGGACUCCCUAGGCGGGGCUGCCGUGCUCUCAAACUGACAGAAAAUAGGCCUCUUUUCCACUUCAGCUCAGGACACCACUGGCCAGAGCCUGGGGCAAGCUCACAGCCCCGGGGGCAGUCCUGCACCCCGUGGGACCCAGGACCUCCGGGAACCUCCAUGUCUCGGGCCCCGGGCCCCUGACGUGGCGGGUGGGGGGGCCUGCAGCCAGGCUGGGGGUUUCAGGAUGGGCAAGACGCAGCAGGAGUGAGAAACAGCACCAGGGAGCCUAGGUCCCCACCUGAGGGGCCCGCGGUCUCAGGCCAGCCGGGAUGAUGCACCGCAGGGUCAGGCUGGGCCAUGUGGGAUGCCAGGCUCCGAAUUCCUAACCCAGGGCAGCACCUUUCCAGGCCCUAGUGGCCUCGCUGCUCCACUGGCUCCUCCUGGUGAGGCUGCUGUGGACCCAAUCACGUCCGGCAGAGCUGUGGCCUGCAUGGGCCCGGGGUGUUGGGAGGGGGCCUGGGAGCUGGUGGGCCUGGGGUGUGCCCGGGAAGGCUGGGGGCCCAAGUCCAGGACUGGGCUGCCCCAGGCAUCCAUUCCCUCUGGGAACUGUGCCCUUUUCAGAUGUAGCCCAAGGCAUCCGUCUUCCAGGCCUGGAGGCACCUGCGGGUCAGGGCAGGGGGUGGCGGAGCAGGCUUCCCCACACUGCCCCCAUCUUCUGCGCGGCCCUCCGUGUCCCCUGUGUCUGACAUUGGCUCUCUUCAGUCUACAUGGGCACCUCAGUCUCCUGGGCGAGUGUUCUAGAUACUUCUGCAGGCUUCCCUCAGGCACUUCCCCUCCUGCUGGGCAGAGGGCCUGUGGCGUCCAUGCUCCCCGGGCCACUGCCAGAGUGCCCGUGUUCAUGUGGUCAGUGGAAUGCGUGCGAAGCCAUCUCCUCCUCCUGACUUUUCCUCAAAAGCUCCUGAAUGUUUGAGGAUCCCGUGCAGAUCUCUGACCUGCAAGAUGCUCUGAAAAUCUUUAUUUUUUAAAAUGAAGGGAGAUGUCUGUCGCCGGGUGCAGUGGUGCCCUGUGUGCCCCGUGUGGGAGCCCCACAGUCCUGUCAGGGUGACUUUAACUCAAUAAACUGCUCGCGGAUCCAGUGUA